This is a messenger RNA of Manduca sexta (tobacco hornworm), 4832 nucleotides long. RefSeq names its product casein kinase I (gene dco). NCBI's taxonomy places the organism in Eukaryota, Metazoa, Arthropoda, Insecta, Lepidoptera, Sphingidae. The record is from RefSeq and is a predicted model, not a curated record. The coding region runs from base 312 to 1325 and encodes 337 amino acids. Gene Ontology annotation, biological process: signal transduction; peptidyl-serine phosphorylation; endocytosis. Gene Ontology annotation, cellular component: nucleus; cytoplasm. Gene Ontology annotation, molecular function: protein serine/threonine kinase activity; ATP binding. The transcript is spliced from 7 exons.
CAGAAUUUUUAUCUAUUGCUAGCUCCUGCUGUUUCGACAAAUUACAAAAAUAUUCAUAUGCGUGUAGUUAGAAAAAGCAAUUUGCAAGUUAUUUUAUGUAAAAAAGAGUAACUUUAUGAAACUAUUUAUUGAGUUCACAAGUAACAAAGUAUCUGAAGUGAACAAAAGUUAUUAUUUGUAACAAGUUCCACCCAAGAUUGCUUACUUUUUAACUCUCAAAUACAUUUGUGCGUCUAUCGCAAUAUGGCCGUCUUGUAAUGAUUUGGUGGUCCGCGAUAUUAUUUUGAUUUCAUCUCGCACUAAAUAGCAUAAUGGAACUCCGUGUCGGUAAUAAAUACCGACUGGGUCGCAAAAUUGGCUCCGGAUCAUUUGGAGAUAUUUAUCUGGGAACAAACAUAGUGACCAGAGAGGAGGUAGCUAUAAAAUUAGAAUGUAUCAAGACAAGACAUCCACAAUUACAUAUAGAGAGCAAAUUUUACAAACUGAUGCAAGGUGGAGUGGGCAUCCCGGCAAUAAAAUGGUGCGGCUCGGAAGGCGACUACAAUGUUAUGGUGAUGGAACUGCUCGGCCCCUCUCUGGAGGACCUGUUCAACUUCUGCUCGCGCCGCUUCUCUCUCAAGACUGUGCUGCUCCUCGCUGACCAGUUGAUUUCGCGCAUCGAGGACAUACAUUACAGAAAUUUCAUCCAUAGAGAUAUCAAGCCGGACAACUUCCUAAUGGGCCUAGGUAAAAAAGGAAAUUUAGUGUACAUAAUAGAUUUUGGUUUAGCAAAGAAGUACAAAGACCCGCGCACACUGCAGCACAUCCCGUACAGAGAAAACAAGAAUUUGACUGGCACCGCCCGGUACGCGUCUAUAAACACUCACCUGGGCAUAGAGCAGUCGCGACGCGACGACCUGGAGUCGCUCGGGUACGUGCUGAUGUACUUCAACCGCGGCUCGCUGCCGUGGCAGGGGCUCAAGGCGGCCACCAAGCGGCAGAAGUACGAGAGAAUAUCCGAGAAGAAACUGUCCACACCGUUUGACGAACUUUGUAAAAACCACCCGAUCGAGUUUCAACUAUAUCUGAAGUACUGCCGGCGGCUGCGCUUCGAGGAGCGGCCCGACUACAGCCACCUGCGCCAGCUGUUCCGCACGCUGUUCCUGCGGCAGGGCUUCACCUACGACUACGUGUUCGAUUGGAACAUGCUCAAAUUCGGCGGACAGCGCGGCAACUACCAGAGCUCCGGCAACGAGCGCACGCUGCGGCGCCACGAGCCCGCCGCCGAGCCCGACGCCGCGCCGCAGCCCGGCACCACCGUCGCCGCCGUCGCCGAGUGGCGGUGAGCCGCGCCGCGCCGCCCGCGCCGCCCGCCCCGCCCGCCCACUCCCACGCGCGUCACAGUACGGCCGCUCUAACGCGCCGCUCACGUCAUGCGCCACGGUUACACACUGCGCGGCCGCGUCAACAGUUACUGUGGGCCAGUCCGUCAGUAGCUUGCACCUGAGAUACUACAUUUUUUGUUUACAUUAUUAUAUGACCGGUUCAGGCAUGUCGAGCUACUGGCGUGCGAAUCGACGGCAGUGACUAUCCACUGUCAAACUUGACACCUCGCACUGUGUAACCAACACAUCGAUGAUGAGCAGCGUCGCGAUGUUUGACGAGGUGGAGCGUGACUAAGUGCGUACAAGGCGGGUGAAGUGCCUAACUUCAGACCGGCCCACUUAGAUCGGUCGUACUGUACAUAUUGUUGUAAAUUAUUUCACCUAGGGUACGACACCUUGUACUUUAUGCUCAGUUGUAUUUAGAAUAUGUAUCGUUGUUCUCGUGAUGUCGAUGGUGGAUGGAAUUAGUGAAUAAUUUGUAACAAAGUUGGCGGUUAAUCGACCGGUUCUGUUUCAAAUUAAUAUAACAGUGCGGUUUGUUGAGCUCGCAUUGAACAAAUCACGAGGGACUCGGAGUGUGAGUGACACCGACUGCCGCUUCAGGUGUGUGGCGAGACAGCUUCAGUAUGUCGAGGCAGUGACGCAGUGCUUACGGUCUGACAGUGAUGCAGUGCAAAGUGACGGAAACAGGUACAAUUGGUUAUAGUGCCGUUUUAAAUCAGAUAAAAAGUGUUACACACACAAAUAAUUGAAGUAAUAUUGUAUUAUAUGCUCAGAACUUGGCUUUAUAUGUUGUAUAUUGUUUUGAAAAUAGUUAUUGGAAGCAUCGAGUAAGAAGGAAAGCCAAAAUGUCAUUUUAUAGUCUAAUUGUAUGAAGAUUCACCGACCGAUGUUGAUUCGUUGGUCGGACGCUAUACACAAGUUACUCUAAUUCUACGCGUUUUCAUAAAAUGUGUAAGAAUGCUCUAUGUAGUGGAAUUCAUGUAUUUGCAAUUAUAAAUUACAUAAUUAUUGUAUUGAUUUUGAUUGUGCAUAAGCAAAUAUUGCAAUAACAGUAUGAUUUUAAUAAUACCGUCAGUUGGAAUGUGCAAUAUAGUGAUAUAAUUUAUUAUAUAAAUUCAAUACCUACUAUAGAUUAUUGGUUUACGAAUCGUCUUCCAAUUACGUUUCAUAUCUUCCUUGAUUUUGAAUUUUAUGUUUCGAAGGUUUGACAUUUCCACAUUGCGCGCACUGCCAUAGAUUUACGAGAUUUUGUGUUGUAUUAGUCUUGAUGUGAUUAGAUAUAACUUAGAUAGUGCAUUACAUUUAUAUUUAAUGAAAAUAUUUCUAUUUGCUUAAUUAUAUGGUAUUAACUAUUGUAUUUAUAUCAAUCACAUUUCACAUCUGUAAAUUAGUGUCGAUAAGUUUCAUUAUAAACGACCUGAAUAUUAGACCCGAGUGGAUGUCUCACUCGGAUACAAAUUGAAUCGAAAAUAUUAAUACAUAAACAUAAUAAUGUCGAUAAGUGAUACUCUAGAAAAAAAUAUCGACAAUCGGGUGUAGAAUCGGUGAUCUCUAGUAACUUACCAAAUUUUCAAUAUUCUCGGUUACCAUGUAUGAAUGGUUAUCAGCUUUUUUACAAGGCAAAUGUAUAGUAAUACUAGAUGUUGGCAAUUGUGCGCUCUGCACGAGUCGAUAUCGAUUGUCAACAUUUAGAAUUUUUAAUUUGUCGCUAUUGUAUCGAUUUGUCUAUGGCCACGAUCUAUAGUCUAUGAUCUAGUGGUCAUAGAUACAUGCUUUGAAACCACAUGUAUAAAUAUUGUAACAAGAGCGGAUUCAGUGCGUGGGGUCUAUGCCCCCGCUUGUUAUUAGAGCACAGACAAGCUUUCAGGUUCCACUAUGUUAUAUGUGUAAACAUAUUUACAUAUUGUGCAUAUCGAAGGCUUCACAUUGUGCGUUUCCAAACUGGUUUUGAGACCAUAAAGACCUUAUUAGGUCCCUGAAUAUAUGAAAGAAUUAUACAAACCAUGCUUUAUCUAUGGUAUAUUGAGUUGUAUCGCAAUUCAUUAUUGUUAUUGUAGUUUGUAAUUAAAUGUAAGGAUAUAUUUAUAUGGCGACAGGCCUUUGUAACGAUUAACAGAAUUUAUCCUCUUGUAUUGACUGGAUCCGCCCUUGUGUUGCUGUGGGGCUCGGGACGCGGGCGCGACACACGCGCGCCCAAAUAAUGUUCGCUGAAUUUAAGUUGCAUAGAAUUAAAUGGGCCUCGGUAUACAAAGUAUUGCGACGGCAAUAGCCAUGUCGAAUGUCUAUGACUAGCCGAGCUAGGACAGUGGUUUGACUUCCCUGUACAGGGUUUUGAUUGGUCCCUAGGUCACGUGGUUUGUCUUCAGCCUUUUGAUUGGUUCACCACAAGAGUAGCGAGAUUCGGUUUCGACUCGCAAUGAUUAUCGACAGUAGCUGUUGUUUGUUGGCAGAUGCGAGUGUACCGCGGCCCCAUAUUGCAUAUUGUAUGAUAUAGUAUUACGCUGUGUAGCUGUUGUCAGGUACAGAAUGCGUGGUGUUCAUCGCUCGUUUAUCUCUUAAAUAUGACUGAGAAUUAGGUUCAAUCUUAUGUAAAUAUAUCGAAUUAGAUUUGUUUUAAGGGAUUUAUAUCGCAAAAGCUCUGAGUGUUUAUAUCCUGUUGUCAAGAUAACGAUAAUGUAAGUUUUAGUUUAAUUAUACAUACUAGUAGGGAUUUAUUUGAAAUCGAGCAUUUAUAUUCCAGCGAGGGUGUUGCGUGAGUGGACGCGGAUCAGCGGCGAGCGUGUCAUGUCGUUUUACGUUGACAAUAAUGUUGUGUUUGAAGCGAGCGGUUCGCUGGAGCGGUCGCGCCGCAGGACCGCCGCGCCGCCGCGCCGCCGACGGGUGCAUCCCAAACGCUUCUCGCGAGUGAAGGUCGUGAUUCGUGGCUUGCUCCUGUUUAGUGUACGCUCUGACCGAGAAAGACUAUUGACUUAAUUUUGUAAAUAAUACGUUUUAAGGUAUAUAGAUAAGCGGACACACUGUUUUUUACAAUAUCCUAGGAGAUCGAAAUACAUUCGUAACUGUUGUAGCGAUAAUGUGAUUUGUAUUGAUUUGCCGUUCCGACCGCCUUCGGCCGGGGGGUCAGCCCCCCGACCCUACUCGUACGACGCCGGAGGGAAUAAAUUUAAAUUUGUAGUGUUUAGGGUGGAUAAGAUAUUUAGAGAGCGAGCGUGGAGUCUAUUGCAUAUGAUAAUUAGAAUUUGAAAGUUUUGUUCCCUCUGGGUGAAUGCACGUAACACGAGACUAACCUUGUAGUUGUCUAAAGAUGUAUUUUAUUUUACCUUGUCCUGUGGUAUGUUCGUCUAAACGCAUACGUUUUAUGCUAGCCUAUCUUAGCAUAAGCAUUAUAAACAAAUUGUUAUGCUUGCAUUGUUUUCAUGUCCAGUAUGUAUAAAUUCUUUUGGCACAAUAAACCGAUAAAACAAU